AUGUGUGGAAUUACAACAGCAGCAGGAGUACAGCAACAGAAGGAACCAACAGCAGGAGUGCAACAGGUGCAACAACAGCAGGAGUACAACAACAGGGCAGAUUGUCAAGGAGUAGCAGGUGCAGCAACCAGAGGUACCCAGGAGAAUGCAACAGAAUUACAACAAGGUACAACAACAGAGAGAGUUACAGAGGAGGGUGACAGCAAGUCAACAGAGGUACAGCAACAGGAGUACAACAGGAGGUACACAGCAGGAAUUACAACAACAGAAUUACAGCAACAAAAUGUAGGAGGUACAGCAAGUGGACAAGUGCAACAGCAGAGAUGCAGCAACCAGGAGUACAACAGCAAGUGCAGCAAGGUACUGUGGAGUACACAGCAGCAGGAUUACAGCAACAGGAGGUACAACCCAGCAGGGAGGUACAGCAGCAGAAUUACAGCAGCAGGAGUACAGCAGCAAGUGCAACAGCAAGGAGUACAGCAACAGGAGGUGGCAACAGGCAACCAGCAAGUUACAGCAACAGGUGCAGCAGAGAGUGCAAACAGCAGGUGCAACAGGAGAAGUGCAGCAGCAGGAGGAGUACAACAGCAGGAGGUGCAGCAGCAGGAGUUACAGCAGGAGUGCAACAGGAGGUACAGCCAGCAAGUGCAACAGACCAGAGGUACAGAUACAGCAGGAGGUCUGGCAGCAACAGGUACAGCAGAUGCAGCAGCAGAGAUGCAACAGGAGGUACAGCAGGUGCAACAGAGGUACAGCAGCAGAAUUACAGCAGCAGGAUGUGGGGAGGUAACAGCAACAGGAUGUGACAGGAGUGCAACAAGUGCAACAGCAGGAGGUGCAGCAGGAGGUGCAACAGCAGGAGAGUGCAGCAGCAGGAGGUGCAACCAGGAGAUACAACAGCAGGAGGUACAGCAGGAGCAGCAAGCAGCAGGAGCCAAGCAGGUACAGCAGGAAGUACAGCAGCAGGAGUGCAACAGCAGUGCACAGCAGGUGCAACAGCAGGAGUGCAACAGCAAGUGCAAGCAUGGGAAGUGA
Molecule: messenger RNA, 1035 nt
Organism: Homarus americanus (American lobster)
Lineage: Eukaryota; Metazoa; Arthropoda; Malacostraca; Decapoda; Nephropidae
Product: transcription factor SPT20 homolog
Exons: 3
Coding region: 1-1035 (344 amino acids)
Source: RefSeq, a predicted model, not a curated record